Messenger RNA from Belonocnema kinseyi, 4422 nucleotides. RefSeq names its product protein piccolo-like. The transcript has 7 exons. The record is from RefSeq and is a predicted model, not a curated record. The coding region runs from base 1 to 4422 and encodes 1473 amino acids. NCBI's taxonomy places the organism in Eukaryota, Metazoa, Arthropoda, Insecta, Hymenoptera, Cynipidae.
AUGAGCAAAGAAUUAUAUUCAGCCUUUCCGGCACCUAAUCCUCCACCUGCACAAUCUAAGCCUCCAGAUGGUAAAGCAGAUGGAAAUGAAGACCCAGAUAAUGAUGAUGCAGUUGAUGAUGAUGGACCUUCUAAAGGAGCAGGAAAACAAGGAGCUGUUAAGGCACCUCAGAAAGACGCGACACAAAAAAUGCAGGGUACACAAAUCAGUGCUCUAGUCAAUGUUCAUUUAGUACCUCAGGAAGGAAAUAAGACUCCAUCUCUAGACCUGAAUAACAUAGUCGCAAUGAAAGCAGAUGCAGGACAUUCUGGAAAAGCUAAAAAGCCACCUAAAGGAGAUAAACAAAUGCCUAUGGGCGAUGGUCCACCUUCUGGACCAGAUGAAAAGCAACCACCACCGGGUGGAGAUUACCCACCACAGCAACAACCUCAGGGAGGAGAUGGAAAAAUGCCUAAGGGUGACGGUCCACCAUCUGGGCCAGAUUCCAAGCAACCGCCCCCGGGCGGAGAUUACCCACCACAGCAGCAACCUCAAGGAGGAGAUUCCAAGCAACCGCCCCCGGGCGGAGAUUACUCACCACAGCAGCAACCUCAGGGAGGAGGUUCAAAAAUGCCUAAGGGCGAUGGUCCAUCAUCUGGACCAGAUGCCAAGCAACCGCCACCGGGCGGAGAUUACUCACCACAGCAGCAACCUCCGGGAGGAGAUGGCAAAAUGCCUAAGGGAGAUGGUCAAUCUUCUGGACCAGAUUCCAAGCAACCGCCCUCGGGCGGAGAUUACCCACCACAGCAGCAACCUCAUGGAGGAGAUGGAAAAAUGCCUAAGGGUGAUGGUCCACCAUCUGGACCAGAUUCCAAGCAACCGCCCCCUGGCGGGGAUUACUUACCACAGCAGCAAUCUCAGGGAGGAGAUGGAAAAGUGCCUAAGGGUGAUGGUUCACCAUCUGGACCAGAUUCCAAGAAACUGCCCCCGGGCGGAGAUUACCCACCACAGCAGCAGCCUCAGGAAGGAGGUGCAAAAAUGCCUAAGGGCGAUGGUCCACCAUCUGGACCAGAUUCCAAGCAACCGCCCCCAGGUGGAGAUUACCCACCACAGCAGCAACCUCAGGGAGGAGGUUCAAAAAUGCCUAAGGGCGAUGGUCCACUAUCUGGACCAGAUGCCAAGCAACCGCCACCGGGCGGAGAUUAUCCACCACAGCAGCAACCUCAAGGAGGAGAUUCAAAAAUGCCUAAGGGAGAUUUUCCACCAUCUGGACCAGAUUCCAAGCAACCGUCCCCGGGCGGAGAUUACCCACCACAGCAGCAACCUCAGGGAGGAGGGGCAAAAAUGCCUAAGGGCGAUGCUCCACUAUCUGGACCAGAUGCCAAGCAACCGCCACCGAGUGGAGAUUACCCACCACCGCAGCAACCUCAGGGAGGCGAUGCAAAAAUGCCUAUGGGAGAUUUUCAGUCAUCUAAACUACAGGUGAAUCAACCCCCUCAGGGCGGAGAUUACUUACCACCGCAGCAACCUCAGAAAGUAGAUGCAAGUAGCCCUAAUGGAGGAGACUACACUCCUCCGCCACAUGGCGAAAGUGAAGCGCAGAAAAAGAAGAAAGCUGAAAUGAAGAAAAAAAAGCAAGCCGAAAAAGAAAAAAAGAAGAGAGCCCAGCAGGAGAAAAAAAAGAAGGAAGAACAAAAGAAAAAACAAAAAGCCCAAGAGCAGAAAAAACGUAAGGAAGCACAAGAGAGGAAGAAAAAACAGGAACAGCAGAAAAAACGAGAAUACGAAGAGGAAAAAAAACUGCAGGCUGAACUAGAAAAACAAAAACAGGCCGAACAACAGAUAAGACAAAAGAUAGAACAGGAGAAACAAAAAUUAGAUCAACUAAAGAAGGAGGAACAACGUGAACAGGAGCAAAGACAAUAUAAUCAACAGCAGCAACAAAAACAAUCCGAACAGGCGAAACAACAGGAUGAACAACAAAAGAAACAACGAAAAAUCGAACAUGUCAAAAACAAAUUGGAUGAACUGAAGAUAAAACAACAAGAAAUAGUUUCAAAAUCAUAUGACUAUUUAAAAACAUUAACUAACACAGGUGCAUAUCCCCUGGACAAAUUAGAAUGCCGGCAUCAGUGGGCCGUUUCGAGUAUAGAAGUCAGCAAUAAGCGUUUUGUCGUCAGAAUUCCAGUGGUCAAAUUAUGCUCAGCCUAUCCGGCUCCUGGUACAGUUGCUAGUUCCGCGGCACAGGCAAAUGUGCAAACGCAAGCUCAAACUCAAGCCGGAACUGGCACGCAAACGGGUGGAAAAUCUCAAGGUACAAAUGCUGAAGCAGAUGAAGAAGAUCCUAAAGAAAAUAAUGGACAAUCAACAAAAUCAAAGGGAGAUGAAAAAUCUUCCCAAGAAGCUACCCAGGCACAGAAAACAGCUUCAACUCAGGAAUCAGCCCAAGGAGGAAAUGCGAAAUCGACCCAGUCUAAUCAAAAUCAAGGUGCUCAGCAACAGAAAGGUGGAGAUGAAAAGUCAGCCCAGGGUACUGAGAAAGAAGAUUCUCAGCAACAGAAAGGUGAAGAUGCAAAGUCAGACCAGGUUCCUGAAAAAGAAGAUGCUCAGCAACAGAAAGGAGGAGAUGGAAAAUCAGCUCAGGUUAAUCAGAAACAAGCUGCUCAGCAACAGAAAGGUGGAGAUGCAAAAGUAGCCCAGGUUUCUCAGGAUGAAAAUGCUCAGCAACAGAAAGGUGGAGAUGCAAAAUCAGCCCAGGGUCCUGAGAAAGCAGAUGCUAAGCAACAGAAAGGUGGAGAUGGAAAAUCAGCUCAGGUUACUGAAAAAGAAGAUGCUCAGCAACAGAAAGGUGAAAAUGUAAAAUCAGCCCAGGCUUCUGAGAAAGAAGAUGCUCAGCAACAGAAAGGUGGAGAUGGAAAAUCAGCUAAGGAUUCUGAUAAAGACGAUGAUCAAAAACAGAAAGGUGGAGAUUCAAAACCAGCCAAGGAUUCUGAGAAAGACGAUGAUCAAAAACAGAAAAGUGGAGAUGCAAAAUCAGCCAAGGAUUCUGAGGAAGACGAUGAUCCGAAAGAGAAAGAGGGAAAUGUAAAAUCAGCUAAGGAUUCUGAGGAAGACGAUGAUCAGAAGCAGAAAGGUGGAGAUGCAAAAUCAGCCAAGGGUGCUCAGAAAGAAGAUGCUCAGCAACAGAAAGGUGGAGGUGGAAAAUCAGCCCAGGUUCCUGAGAAAGGUGCUGCACAGACACAGAAAUUAAGUCAGGGAGAAGAUGCUACUCCUCAGAAAAAUGAUGCUGCGCAACAGCAAUUGGCCCAGGUUCCUCAGAAAGGAGCUGCACACCAAAAUGAGGAGCAAGAAGAUCAAGAAGAAGAAGACACACCACCUGGAUCUCAUGGACAAGAUGCAAAACAUUCUCAAGAAGGAGCAGAAGGAGGAGAUACUCAACAGAAAGGAAAGGAGCAGAAAGCUGGACAAAGUCAAAAUAAGGAUGAUGCUGAAUCUGAAUCUGAAUCUUCUCAGGGAGCAGAUGCUCAAAAAGCUGCAUCUAAGACUUCUGGCCAGGCUGAAAACUCUGAAAACAAUCUAAAAUCUGAACAAGAUAAAAAACAAAAGAAAGAAGAAGAGAAAAAACAAAAAGAACAGGAGAAAAAGCAGAAAGAACAGGAGAAAAAACAGAAAGAACAGGAGCAAAAACAGAAAGAACAAGAGAAAAAACAGAAAGAACAGGAGAAAAAGAAAAGUGAUGAACAGAUAAAAAAACAGAAAGAACAGGAGCAAAAACAGAAAGAACAGGAGAAACAACAGAAGGAUCAGGAGCAAAAACAGAAAGAACAAGAGAAAAAUCAGAAAGAUCAGGAGCAAAAACAGAAAGAACAGCAGAAAAAACAGAAGGAUCAGGAGCAAAAACAGAAAGAACAGCAGAAAAAACAGAAAGAACAGGAGCAAAAACAAAAGGAAGAACAGCAGAAAAAACAGAAAGAUCAGGAGCAAAAACAAAAAGAAGAACAGAUAAAAAAACAUAUAGAACAGGAUCAAAAACAGUUAGAGGAGAUGAAAAAAAAGACAGAACAGGAGCAAAAACAAUCUGAAGAACAGAAAAAUAUACAAAUAAGUCUAAAGGUUCCGAAAAGAACGCUCUUGCAGAUCCAGAACUUCCCUUCUCCUGUCUUUUCGUAUCUCUUCUCGGAUGUAAGAGAUGAGAAGAAAAUUAAAAGGAAGGAGAAAGAGAGAAAGGAAGUAGUGAUGGAAUUGGAUCCUUUGUCCGGCAAUAACAUUGGUCGCGGUGCUCAGCAGCAAGUCCUGCGGCGUUUAUACGCAGACCCAGCUGCCACACACUGCGAAUUCCGUUUACGCCGCAUGCACUGCAUCACGGCAGAUCAGCCAGUGCAUAAUUAUUACCGCUGCUGUUGGAAAUUGCAAAGUCUUCUUCGACUCAAGUCCCUCGAGUGA